This is a messenger RNA of Mustela lutreola (European mink), 5522 nucleotides long. Its product is annotated as RIMS-binding protein 3A-like. Gene Ontology annotation, molecular function: protein binding. Gene Ontology annotation, biological process: neuromuscular synaptic transmission; spermatid development; fertilization. The record is from RefSeq and is a predicted model, not a curated record. The transcript has a single exon. Gene Ontology annotation, cellular component: nucleus; manchette. Bases 133 to 5115 code for a protein of 1660 amino acids. NCBI's taxonomy places the organism in Eukaryota, Metazoa, Chordata, Mammalia, Carnivora, Mustelidae.
AGGGGCGCGCGGAGACCCCCAGGAUCGCCGGAAGGGGCGCGCGGGGCGGUUGGCCGCAGCGGGGGCGGUGGCCGUUGGCUAGCAGCGGCCUGGGCCAGACGAGGUCAGGCGUCUGGCCGGGCCUUGGCCACCAUGACCAAAGACUCGCCCAGCCCUUCGGGCGGCGGCCGCGCGACACCGAAGAAGCCGGGUAGUCCAGGUCCGUCUGCGGUGGUGCUGGAGGAGCAAAGGCGGGAGCUGGAGAAGCUGCGGGCCGAGCUGGAGACCGAGCGGGCGCGCGGGCGGGCGGAGAGGCAGCGUUUCGCGUCCCAGGCGCGCCAGCUGCGGGAGGCGGCCGAGCGGGAGCGGCAGCAGCUGGUUGACCAUCUGCGCUCCAAGUGGGAGGCUCAGCGCGGUCGGGAGUUGCGGCAGCUGCAGGAGGAAGUGCUGCGGGAGCGUGAGGCCGAGAUCCGGCAGCUGCUGCGCUGGAAGGAGGCCGAGAUGCGGCAGCUGCGGCAGCUGCUGCACCGCGAGCGCGACGGCGUCAUGCGCCAGGCCCGGGAGCUGCAGCGCCAGCUGGCCGAGGAGUUGGUGAACCGAGGCUACUGCGGCCGCGCGGGGGCGCCCGAGGUCGCCGCUGCUCAGUGCCGCUGUCGCCUGCAGGAAGUGCUGGCGCAGCUUCGCUGGGAAACCGACGGCGAGCAGGCUUCGCGCAUCCGACACCUGCAGGCGGCGCUCGACGUGGAGCGCCAGCUCUUCCUCAAGUACAUCCUGGAGCACUUCCGCUGGCAUCCCGCUUUGCCCGGCUCCCCCGACCCCCAAGCCGUGCAUUCUUCGGAAGGGCCGCCCGGCGAUACCGUCGCCGACUCCGACGGGCCCCAAAAGUCCAUGUGUAGACUCGAAUCCCUGAAUGCUGACAGCCUGACUGGGGGCGUCCGCCUGCGCUCCCGCUCCCUAGACGUGGUGCGGGCCGGGCGCUCCAACUCCUCAAACAGCCUGCUCCACACGCGCGCCAGCUCUCUCGAUUCCUUGCCACCAGCGCGUUCCCGCUCUCUCGACAGCACCCUCGGUUGCCCCAAGGCCCCCGAAUCCGAGGAGCGGGCCUCUUCGCCAGACGCCUCCGUCUUAGGCUCGCCGAGUGCCCCUGCGCCGCCGCCGCCACCGCCUCCGCCACCGCCUCCACCACCACCGCCAUCGGAGCACCGAAGACCUAGCGAUCCGCCAGAAGACCCCGGGAGCCAGCCCUGCGAAGCUCUAACCCCUUCUUCGCCGGGUCUGGACUACCAGGAGCUGGUGAAGCAGAACUCGGAACUGUCCAAGGCGUUGCGCGCGGUGGCGCGCCGCUGCUCUGGCCUGCGGGAGGAGAACACGCAGCUGCGGCGCGCAGGCUUCCAGGACAAGUCCGACGAGAAGGUGAAGCGGCUCAAGGGGAAGCACGCGAAGCUUACAGGCCUCGCGCGGCGCCUGGAGGACCGAGCCCGAAAGCUACAAGAAACCAACCUGCGGGCUGUGAGCGCGCCUGUGCCGGGCGACAGCCGCGCCAGUCUGGAGCUGUGCCAGGCCUUUUCCCGCCAGCGCGCCCGGGACUUGUCCGAGCAGGCGAGCGCGCUGCUGGCCAAGGACAAGCAGAUCGAAGAGCUGAGGCAGGAGUGCCACUUGCUGCAGGCGCGCGUCGCCUCGGGCUUCGGCAGCGUCCUGCACCCUGGCAGGGGUGCCGCCCAAGCCCAAGUCCAAGCCCAGUGGCUCGACAUCAGUGAGUUGGACCGGCUGCAGCGCGAGUCCCAGCGGGAGGUGCUGCGCCUGCAGAGACAGUUGACACGCCAGCAGGCUAGCGGCAGCGCCCGAGUGGAGGCGGACGGCCAGGGCGCACCCAGCGAGGAGGCGCGGCGCCAGGUGCAGGCCCUGGAACUCGAGCUGGGCGCGCGGCGGCGGGAGUGCGAGGAGCUGAGCGCCCAGGCGGCGGCAGCGCGGCGGCGCGGUGACGAGGCUGAGGCGCAGCUGCAGGCGGCGCUACGCGAGGGAGCCUGGCUGACCCAGGAGAAUGCGCGGUUGCAGGCCCAGGCCGACUGGACGCAGAAGGUGGCGGCGGAAAACGACGACGUGCGCGGGCAGCUGGACCGCGCGUGCCAGGAGCGCGACGCCGCCGGCAUGCUGGCAGAGCAGCUGCUGCAGCAGGCGGCGCGCGGACAGGACCGGCAGCAACAGCUGCAACACGACCUGCGGAAGGCCUUGCACGAUCUCCAGGCUGCUCGCGAGGAGAUGCUAGCGCUUCAGUGUCAGCCUGGUCACCCUCCCCCCGAACCCCAGGAGGCCCCCCAAGUCCCCGAGUCUCAAGUUAGAGACCCUGGAAGGACCAAGUUCCAGCCGGAUCCUCCAGAUCAAGCAUCUUCAGAGCCCAGCAGAGACAAGCGGGAGAAUCAAGAAGCUUCUCGGCCGGGAAGUCCAGUUGCCAUCAGGGAGCCAGCCAGUGCCCCUCAGAUGCCUGACAGAGUCCUAGCCAGUCCGCCUCUAGACUCCAGGUACCAGGCCAAGAAGACUAGCUCCCAGUCGAACUCUUCGUCUGAGGUGGAGUCCGCAUGGGCCACAGUGCCAUCUUGUCCUACUCUGGAUAUGGACACCGCCAGCGAGAUGGAGGAUCUGGAGCCUGACAGUAUGUCCUCCACCUUGGAAGUGGGGGGGUCAGAGGCCCGCCUGCCCCCCAAGCUCAAGAUAUUCCUGGCUCGGUACAGCUACAAUCCUUUUAAGGGCCCUAAUGAGCACCCUGAGAGUGAGCUACCCCUUACAGCUGGGGAUUAUGUCUAUAUCUUUGGGGACAUGGAUGAAGACGGCUUUUAUGAAGGGGAGCUUGAGGAUGGCCGACGAGGGCUGGUGCCGUCCAACCUAGUGGAGCAGAUUCCAGACAGUGACAUCCUGGACUGCCUGCCCCUCAAAUCCCCUGACUUUGGUCCCACUCGGCUCCCACCUGGACAGAGCAAAGGUUUGACGGAAGACACUGGUCACAGCUUCUUACCUGGGAAAGCCCAGGGGGCUAUGGACAAGGGGCCGUGCCUGAUGGUGGGGGUAGCCCCCAAGACAGAGGGGGCAGCAGAGAUCACAGAUGCCAAGACAGAAGACAGCUGGCUGGGUGCGCUGCAGUGUAUGAAAGAGAAGGGCUUCUCCAGACCCCUUCUAGGGGCCACAGGGGCUCUGUGCAUGGCCCCCAUGCAACUCCACCUGCAAAGUGUUGCCGCAACAUCGGCCAAGAUCGCCUGGGUCUACGGCAGCAGCAGCCACCUCCACAUGGUGUAUCUCAAUGGCCAAGAGCACGCCCUGACCCCAGCAGGCGUGAGCAGCUAUACCUUCCAUGGCCUGCUGCCUGGCACGCGGUACCGGGCAUGGGUGGAGGUGCGGCUGCCGUGGGACUCGUUGCAGGUGCACUGGAAGACAUCGUCCUCUACCAUCACCUUCAAAACGCCCCUGGCGGGACCCCCUGACCCUCCCCUGGAUGUGCUGGUGGAGCGCCAUGCCUCCCCAGGCCUCCUGAUGGUCAGCUGGCUCCCCGUAACCAUUGACUCUGCUGGGUCAUCCAAUGGAGUCCAGGUCACCGGCUACGCCAUCUAUGCUGAUGGGCUCAAGGUUGCAGAGGUCACCGAUGCCACUGCUGGGAGCACCCUGUUGGAAUAUUCCCAGCUCCAGCAGCCCCUGCUGUGCCAGAGUGUGUCUGUAAGAACCAUGUCGCUUUGUGGUGAGUCCCUGGAUUCGGUGCCAGCCCAGAUCCCUCAUGACUGUUUCACCUGCCACCAGUUGCCAGAGACUUCUUCCUUUAGCCACCCAUGUGGUGACCCAUCUACCUGCAGAGUCACUGUCCCUGUCUGUUCUCAGAGGCUGACCCUGUCUCCCCUGAGUGCCACAGUCAGCCCUCACGCUCCUGGAAGCUGUGGGGAGUCCCAGGCCGAGUUUCUAGAAGCCUUCUCUGAAGAACCCCUAAGGAGGCAGUCUCCGAUGCCCAACCUGGAUCCAGAAAAAGAAUGUGCCAGUGCAGGGUGCAGCCGCCAAGCCCAGGGGCCUCCAGAGACCCAGGAAGUCUGCAGAAAGGACCUGCUCUUCCAGCAGAGCUCCCCGAACCACAGACCCCCUCUGCCCAUUGGCCAGUCGAGGGGAGAAGACCGCUAUUGUCACAUGGGCCCUAGACAGAGCCCUGCUUCGGGAGUCAUCCAUCCUUUCCCAGAGCGUGGGCUCAACAAAGAAAUAUAUCAGGAAAAGUCUGCCCUUGAGAAGGUCCUUAGGCAAAAGCAAGAUACCCAAGUGCUCGUCCCUCUCCGGCUGGAUGCCAGCCAACUGUAUGUGUCUGACUUCCAUGACAUUCAGGAUGUCAUGCAGGAGGAGGAGGCCAUGUGCUUCAGUCCCUGGGGCAUGAGGAGGCGAGAGCAGAGAAGGGAGUUUAGGACCCAGAAUGGGAGAGGUCAGGCUCUGGGAGGCAAGAGAAUGUGCCAGCUCCGGGAGCCAAGCCCAGCACUUUGUCCAGCUCCAUCCAGCAAGGUCAUGAAGAUGCCCAGGGGUGGCCCCUCCCCACUGGGGACUGGGGGGGACACUCUGGUCAGGGUCUUUGUGGCCCUCUUUGAUUACAACCCCCUGGUGAUGUCUGCCAACCCGGAGGUCGCAGAGGAGGAGCUGGCCUUCCAGAAAGGGCAGUUGCUGAGAGUGUGGGGAUCUCAGGACCCCUGCGGCUUCUACCAUGGCGAGUGUAAUGGGCAAGUGGGCACCAUACCUGGGCACCUGGUGGCUGAGGUGAAGGUGGGCACAGAGCAGACUGAUGGCAAGUGGCAUUUGCCAGUGCAAGGGUACCUCCCCCCUAUGGCCCCCUUCGACGACUUUGGGGGGCUCACCAGCCCCCAGAGCUCCUUUCCUAUGCCCCAAGGGAACCCCAGGAUGUCAUCAUUGUGGACCCCAACAACCAUGAUGGCAGCUUUGGACUAUGACCCCAAGGAUGGGCGAGCAGGGGGCCAGGUGAAGGACAAGCUGUCGCUAAGGGCAGGGGAUGUGGUCACAGUCUACGGGCCUGUGGAUGACAAGGGAUUCUAUUAUGGGGAGUCAGGUGGUCACAGGGGUCUGGUCCCAGCCCACCUGCUGGAUCACCUUACCCUCCAUGGGGAGUGAGCAAAGCUCCCACCGGGGUAGUGGCCUCUAGCCACCCACACCCCACCAGAGGAGAAGCAAGCUCUGGGACCCUACCUCCAGCACCCCUCUUCACCUCCGUGAGCAUCACUUGCUCCAGGCGUCACCAUGGGAAACUGAUGGCAGUCCUGAGGUGUCCCCUAGCCUCUGCGAGGAGCAGGGCUUAAGUCUGAACUAAGCUGUUCCCCAAAGAAAACAGAACAAACAGCCCAUGAGAGCCCAACAGGCUACUUUGGAGUUGUCAGUGACCAUGACGGUGUUUGGAGAAGUGCCUUUUUCUGUGCUCAGUGUACAUUUUCUCUAGAAGUUUCUUUAGAGUUUCCUCAUCCAUUGCCUUGUAUGACAGUCUCAAGAAAAGCCUGCCUCUUAAAAAAAAACAACAAGAAAAA